AAUGUUCCGAAGAAAUUUUCGUUAAAUUAUGCAUAAGAGAACACCAGUAUAUAAUUAGCUUAGUGAAGAGACUUGAUGAUUGCAUUAAAACACUUAUGCUAUUAGAAUUUCAAAUAUCAUCCUUUCAGUUGUCAUUGGUUGUGUAUCAGAUACUACAGAGCAGUGGUUGGACAAUAGAAAGAACGGCAGUACUUUCUUAUCUUGUUACUCUUUGCUCUCAAUUGUUUAUAUUUUACUGGAAUGCCCAUGAGAUAAUUAUUGAGAGUACUGAAAUGGCACAAGCUGUAUUUGAGAGCGAAUGGUACACUUUUGACAGGAAGGUCCAAAAUUUACUGAACUUUGUAAUAUUGAGGGCUCAAAAACCUGUGGGUAUUUCCAUAGGACCCAUUUACAAAGUCAAAAUGGACGCACUAAUUGGUAUUUUUAAAGCUAUUUACUCGUAUGUAGCUGUUAUUCAGAAGUAAAUACAUUGGACAAAGAUCUUCACUUCUGAAUGUAGGUACUAAUUGCAAUAACAUAAUUAUAUUCA
Messenger RNA from Anoplophora glabripennis (Asian longhorned beetle), 529 nucleotides. RefSeq names its product odorant receptor 30a-like. The record is from RefSeq and is a predicted model, not a curated record. NCBI's taxonomy places the organism in Eukaryota, Metazoa, Arthropoda, Insecta, Coleoptera, Cerambycidae. Bases 96 to 464 code for a protein of 122 amino acids. Gene Ontology annotation, cellular component: plasma membrane. Gene Ontology annotation, molecular function: olfactory receptor activity; odorant binding. Gene Ontology annotation, biological process: sensory perception of smell; detection of chemical stimulus involved in sensory perception of smell. The transcript has 5 exons.